AUGACAACUUUAAUCUUUUCUCAUGUUUUAAAACCACGUUUUUAUCCUACCUAUUCUUCUGCAACUUUUUUAACCUCUAAAUACUUAAAACAUAAAAAUUUAACUAAUAUCAAUUUCCAAUCGAUAUCACAUAUUCUUCACAAACCUUUCACAAGCCAACGUGAACAGUUAAAAGGAUGGCGAAAAUAUGCGCUUCAAUUUCGUUCAAAACCCACAACUUACAUAAUUUCAUUUGCUGUUUUACAUGAAUUAACAGCAAUAGUACCAAUUCCAAUUAUUUAUGUUUUUCUUUCAAAAACUAACAUUGAAAUACCUUUUCCGCAACAAGCUCUGGACGAGGGAAAUAAAUUUAUUAAUCGAAUUGUAAUUUAUUAUGGGUACUCACCUUUUGAAAAUGGGAGCAGAAAGCUUUUGAAUUUUGCUACAAGUUAUGCAAUUGUUAAGGCAUUGAUGCCAGUUCGUAUCGCGGCUUGUGUAGCGAUGACCCCUUGGGUGGCUGAAAAGGUUAUAGGACCUUUUAAUAGUGUGUUCAAGCGCAUAGUUGCCAGAAAAUGA
Molecule: messenger RNA, 555 nt
Organism: Scutellospora calospora
Lineage: Eukaryota; Fungi; Glomeromycota; Glomeromycetes; Diversisporales; Gigasporaceae
Source: the annotation of a GenBank genome assembly